AAUGGUGGACUGAAGGAAAACGAAACUGAAAGUGUUGCAAUGUGAAACAGAUAAGAAUGAGUAUUGCAACAAAUAUUGGUCAAUCAAAGUUGCAGUGUAUUUCAUCUAAAUCACCAAUGACUUGCACAAAUGAAACAAAAGUGCAAAGACUACGCAAUGGUUACCAGAAACUAUCACAUUCAGCAUACAAACUUUUCGGGAAAAAAUUGCUAAAAACAAGCCGUCUUGUUGCUUCCACACAAGUUUUGACCAAUAGUGCCAUACCAACCAGUGAUUGUGAUGUUGUUGUUGCAUUUCCUUCUGACCCAGAUACUAAUGUCCUCAUGUGGUUAUUGGACAAACUAAGGGAGAGAACUCCAGAUAUCAUUGUUCAUGUAAGACAUCACAGCAACACUAAGGGACCAGUUCUUCAUCUGACAGCUGCACAUCAGAGUCUUUUGAAAGGUGCUGAAGAACUAGGCAUCAGGAAACCACUGAAGGAAGAAUAUGGAGGUGGAAUGAAAGAAUUUAAUUAUGAGGACCAGGAAUGUUUUUCUGGAGUCAAUGCUUCAGAGUUCUUUAGUAGUCAGGAACGACAGAGUAUUAUCCAUUACAUGUUAAAUAAUUUGAGGGCCAAUGAAGGAGAAAGUCUGGGAAACAUAACAUUUUUAGAAGGGCAGUCUAUAAUUCCACUUUUAGAAACGGAGCAAGUCAUAUCCCAAGUCUUCCCACUUCACAGUACAGAUGAUCUGAUGGAAUUAAGAGAAACUUGGAUGCAGAAAUUUUUCAGCAAGCAACCUCUUGAUAAGAUUUGUAAUUAUUUUGGAGUAAAGAUUGCAAUGUAUUUUGCUUACCUUGGACAUUACACUGUAGCAUUGUGUCUACCAGCACUUAUUGGGUUUCUCAUCUGGUUCAUCCAGGGGGAAGAUGAGGGAGCAGAUGACUUGGAUUUAUUAAUAUUUGCCUUAUUUAAUGCUAUAUGGGCUACAUUGUACUUAGAGCACUGGAAAAGGAGAAGUUCUAAGCUGGCAUAUGACUGGGGAACAUUAGAUAAAAAGGAUGAAUUAUUAGAAGAUCCAAGACCAUUGUUUACAGGAGACCUAAGAGAAAGUCCAGUUACAGGCAGACUAGAACCAUAUUACCCUCAGUGGAAGAGGAAUUUAUUUCGUUAUUUUGUUUCCCUGCCUGUGGUCCUUCUCUGUUUAUUGGUUGUCUUUGUGGUGAUGUUGCUGAUCUUCCAGUUCCAGGAAUGGAUCAACAGGAAAGUUGCUGUAGACAGUUACCCAGGAUUCCUUACUGUCAUUCCUAAGAUUUUAUUGGCUAUAUGUAUUGGAAUAUCUGAUGAGAUUUACAAGAAGAUAGCCUUUUGGUUAAAUGAUAUGGAAAACUACAGAAUGGAUGAAGCCUACGAAAAUCAUCUCAUUACAAAACUAGCAACUUUUCAGUUUGUGAAUUCUUUUCUGUCACUGUUUUACAUUGCCUUUUACCUACAAGACAUGGAUAGACUCAGAGAUCAAUUGGCAGCUAUUUUGAUAACAAGACAAAUAUUGGGAAAUAUCAAAGAAGCUCUGUUACCAUAUCUACAAUGGCAAGCAAGACUUUGUAAAGUUGGUUAUGAAAUGGUCAGUGACCUCUCUCCUGGCAAUUCUUUUAAGGGAGACAAUUCUGUGGUAAAAGAUCUUCAAGAUGAGCCCUCAGAAGGAUCAGAAUUAAAAAAACGGUCAGUCACCUUUCAGGAAAGCUCAAAGGAAGAAAAUGUAGAUUAUCCAAAACGAAAACCAGGAGAUAGAAGACACAGUAUCUAUGUUAAAAGAAGUUUAAAAUUAACACAGGCUGAAGUUGAAAGUGAAAUGAAAAAGUAUGAAGACACUUUAGAAGACCAUUUAGAAAUGUUGAUACAGUUUGGAUAUGUGACAUUAUUUUCCUCAGCAUUUCCUUUGGCAGCCUUGUGUGCUUUGUUAAACAAUAUCAUAGAAAUCCGUAGUGAUGCAUUUAAACUGUGUAUGCAUCAUCAGAGACCAUUUGGCAAGAGUGUAGAGAGUAUUGGUACUUGGCAGGAUGCUUUGGAACUAAUGGGAAUAAUAGCUGUUGGUGUGAACUGUGCUCUGAUUGGUGUAAGUGGACAAAUUGGCCGUCUGCUUCCUGUGACAGAACUGUCAACAACUAUAAUUAUCAUCGUUGCUUUAGAGCAUGUCAUUUUAGCUUUAAAAUUAUUAAUAGCCUAUGCCAUUCCUGAUGUACCUGAAGCCAUUGCUACCAAAAAAGCAAAAUUAGAAUUUCUCAGAAGGGAAGCACUCAAGAAAUUAGAAUCCCAAACUACCAGCAGUGGUUCUGGAAUAGUGCAAAGUUUACCAAGACAAAUAUCCAAAAAUAAUAUUACUCAGCAAGGAAAUAUUGAUUCAAAAAGCCAAGCAUCAUCUCCAUCUACCACACAUACAAGCUGUAAAAUUAGUUUAUCUAAUAAUCCAUCUCAGAGAAAUAAAACUGAUAAUAUCAAAUCUACUGCCUCGAUAGAAGACACAAGUGAAAAAAUUGAUUUUUUUACAGCAAAGAAAAUCUUUGCCAAAGUCAAUCCAGUUCAAACUUUGCCAAAAAAAGAUCUGACACGAACUGUCACUAAUCCAUAUGCACUGUGUGAAGGGAAAAAGAAUCAUAUAAAUGAUUCAAUGUCAAGGAGCAGUGUUUCAAGUCUAAGGACUGGACAUAAAGUUACUCCAUCUGCAGAAAGUCGAGAAGGUACAAACCAGAAUUCCCACCCCCGAUAUUUAUCAAGGUCUUAUUCAGUGGACAGUGACCACAUCGAAAAGUACAUCGAUCGUAGUACGGGUACAAUAAAUAGACAACAAUACUUGCCAGAUGAACAAAUACAAAAACUAAUAGCCAACGCUGAAAGAAGACGUUCAGGAACAUAUGUGUCAUCUAUGACAAUACCGAUACAAUCUUCAACACAGAGAAAAACAAUCUUUUCUGUAGUAAAAAGCGGUCAGUCCUCCCAUGUAGUUCCAUCAGACAGACAUUUACAGCAAGAUAAGGAUGAACUUAAUAAAACAAAAGAUACAAAAGGCUAUCAUUCAGUAAGAUCUGGAAAUAUGGAAAAUGUAAAUAAGGAAUCUAGCUUGUGAUGAGUGUUAUAGGAGGUAAUAUCAUAUCUUUGUAAAUUACUGCACACUGAAUGACUUGUCAGUGCAAUAUUAAAAUACAUAUUUUUUAUUCUAUAUUUGAUUUUAUUUAUACAUUCAAUAUAUCCAUUUUACAUGUGAAAAUAUAUAUAUAUAUAUUGUAUUUGUGUUUGAUGAGACUAACAUUUUGUUGAUAGGGAAUUUGGGUGUAUGAUUGAGUUAUAGACGUUUUUGUAUAUGUUGUAAACAAAUAGUGAACCUUGUAGUCCCAAAGAACAGUUAUAAUUGUAAACACUCAGGUCUAGACUAAGUUGACAUAUUUACAAAUGUUUUCUAUUUAUUAAUGUUAAUGAUAUAACUUGUACCCAAACUUUAUGUCACCUGAGGAUUUUAUUCAACAUUUUUUUCACAAUAGAUAUAUAUAUAUAUAUCCUAGGGAAAAGCAUUCAUCUCUUGUAGCUUAGUGUUACAACAAAUAUGCUAAGGGGCCUGACCCUGUAGUGUUAAUAACAAAUUAAAGUAGAGGGGUUCAAUAAGCAAAAGUUUUAUAUAUUAAUAAUGUGUUAGUUGCAUUAUACAAAGAAUCCUAUUAAAAAGAUAACUUUUGCUGCAAUAUCUGUAUAUUUGUUUGAUGUGCAAUACAAGAAUCUGCGGUUUUUAUUAAUUUUUUGUUGUGUUUUAUUUUUCAUUAAUAACUUUGACUGACACUUAUUUAGUGUACUAACUUUAUAUAUUGAAAUCUGCUGGAUUAUAUAUUAUUGUUCAUAUAAUUGUGAUAUUUUAUGUUGAUCAAUUCAGUUCAUAAAGAUUUUAGUUUAUUUUUA
Molecule: messenger RNA, 3922 nt
Organism: Mytilus californianus (California mussel)
Lineage: Eukaryota; Metazoa; Mollusca; Bivalvia; Mytilida; Mytilidae
Product: anoctamin-8-like
Exons: 15
Coding region: 57-3101 (1014 amino acids)
Biological process (GO): chloride transmembrane transport
Cellular component (GO): plasma membrane
Molecular function (GO): chloride channel activity
Source: RefSeq, a predicted model, not a curated record